Glarea lozoyensis ATCC 20868 is the source of this 438-nucleotide messenger RNA. RefSeq names its product Bet v1-like protein. NCBI's taxonomy places the organism in Eukaryota, Fungi, Ascomycota, Leotiomycetes, Helotiales, Helotiaceae. The transcript has 3 exons. The record is from RefSeq and is a predicted model, not a curated record. The coding region runs from base 1 to 438 and encodes 145 amino acids.
AUGAUUUUCACAAGCAUAGAAAUCGCCAGAUCGCCUGAGGAAGUGAAAAAGAUAUUCUUCAACUUCCCAGCAUACCCAACAUGGCAUACAAGUUUCCUCCACGGUAUCACACCGCUCUCCAAAGAUCCCAACCCACUUGAUGCUGGAAGUCAAGUCCAUUGCCACAUUGAAGGUGUUCCUGAGUUUGAUGCGUCCAUAGUUGAAAACUCAGCAAGAAAAUUUGUGUGGAAAGGACCUCCUGUCAUGGGGGUUGCAGGAUUGCACACAUUUGAAUUUCAGCCGAGUGAAAAAACGAAUGGGGGAACUACGUUUGUGCAAAAGGAAGAGUUCGAGGGGGUUUUGAGUUUCUUGUUACAGGAAUGGUUGCUUGGAAAGUCGCUGUUCAAGGGAUAUAAUAACUUUAAUGCCGAUCUAAAGAAGAAGGUUGAGAGUUUGUAA